Messenger RNA from Plasmodium berghei ANKA, 1911 nucleotides. RefSeq names its product conserved Plasmodium protein, unknown function. Lineage: Eukaryota; Apicomplexa; Aconoidasida; Haemosporida; Plasmodiidae. The transcript is spliced from 2 exons. The record is from RefSeq and is a predicted model, not a curated record. Bases 1 to 1911 code for a protein of 636 amino acids.
AUGACGGAGUUGAAGGAAGAAACAGUGUUUCGUGAUUUUGUAGCCGAGGUCGAAAAAUCGCCUGUAUUUAGUAACAGCCUUCAGAAUUGCGAAUUACUAUUAAAUGAUAAUAAUGAAGCUUUAGGUUUACAUAAAAUUUUGGAAAUUAAUAUAAAAGACAAUGGUAUUGAAAAUAUAACAGUUGGAGUGAAUGAAGAAUCUAGUCAAAGUGAGACAGAACCAAACGACGACGAAAGUGUUUCAGGUGGUAUUCCUGAUGCAAAUAUUAAUCAAGAAAUAAUAAAUUAUGUUUAUGAAAAUUUGCUAGCAAAAGAAAUAAACAAUGGAAGUUUAUCGAAUAAUUUGAACUCAAAUGACAAAGUUGUAAACAAAUUAAGGGCAACUCCAAAAAUCGAGCAAUUAUAUGAUAAUGGUGAAAAAAAUGCUUCUUCUAGCACAACAUUGGAAAAAAUUCAUGAAAGAAAUUGUGCUAUAAUAAAAAAAGAUGAAGACAAACUUUCAUUACAGAGCCCCGUUUUAGUUGAAGGGAAAUGCUUCAUAUCAAAUAAUAGCAUUUAUUUUGUUUCAGCGUUUAAUCAAAUACUAAAAAAUUCAUCGAUUGUUAGGGUAAAAUGUGAAUCAAUCAUAUCAACUAAAAGAGCACAAGAAUUGAAUAUAAUUCCUGAAUGGCUUAAAAUAAAACCAGAUGAAAACCAAUCAUUUGUGUUUACAUCAUUAUUAGAUAAAGAAGACACGUAUGAUUCGAUAUCGAAGAUGAUAGAAUACGCAAUGGAUUCAAAACAAAAAUUGGAAGCAAAUUCUACACCAGGCAAGAAAGCACAAACAAAAAAGCAAAAGAACAAUCUAGAUCCAAAUAAAAUAAAACCUUCUUCCGAAUUGUCAGAAAAAGUUUUAAUUAUAAAGGAGAUUGAUCAUAUGAUACCUCUAAAUUUAUAUCCCGAAGAAAUUAAAUUAUUAGAAGAAAAAGAAUUUUAUAGUGAUUUAGAAUAUGCAAGUAGUUUAUAUAUAAAUAAAGAUUUUAAAGAAGUUUAUUAUAACGUAUUUUCGAAAAUUAAUGAUAAAAAUCCAUUUUAUAAAUUUUAUCAACGAAUAGAUCCACAAGGUGUUAAUUAUGACCAGUUUAAUGAAUUAGGUGAUAAUGUAAAAACCCCAUCUGGAUAUUCAUUUAAUUUUAAAUAUAAUGUAUCAUUGGUAAAAGCUAAAAAAAGAGUAUAUGGAUUACCUGCAAGAGCAGAUAUUAAUGAAACUGUUAAAUUAUUUUUUUUUGAUAAUUGUAUAAUUUUACAAACACAAAUUAACUUUAUAUCUAAAAUUCCACUUCUUAAAUCUUUUCGCGCCAUCGUAACAGCUGUUUUACACAAUGUUCCUAGUGAAGACGAUAGCGGAAAAUAUGCUGCACAGAUAGACAUGUUGUAUGGUGCAUAUAUUUUUAAAUCCACAUAUUUCGAAAAUUUUAUAAUAAGUAACCUUUUACCAUUAUUAAAUUCGAUUUGUUUAAGAUUUAAGGUAUGCGUAAGUGAAUGUGUAAGGGAUAUAUAUAAGGAAAAGGCCUUGCGUGGAAUUGGCAUUGAUAUUAGUAAUAUAAACAAUAUUUUUAGAACCUCCAGUAAUAGCAGUAUCAGUAAAUGUGGUGCUAGUAGUGUUACAAAUAAUGAAAAAUCCAGACAGCCUGAUGUUAAAAAUAAGACACUAACUGGAUUCAAAAAUCAAAUAAUAAAUCCACGAAAUAAUAAAAUAAUCAUAAAAAUGAAACACAUUAAAAAUAUCCUAAGCAAUUACAUAAGCGAAGCAAUGUAUAUGAAUCCCACGGUGAUGAUUUCCAACAAAAUCGCAAACUUUACCUCCACGUCUUUAACAAUAUUGAUGUACAUUUAUAUGAACUAUAUUAAAAAUCAAGGAAAUUCAUCAUAA